AUGGCCACAGAAAAUUCUACAGUGGUUACAGAGUUCCUCCUUUUAGGACUGACAGAUCAUGCAGAAUUGAAAGUGCUUCUCUUUAUUCUUUUCCUGAUAAUAUAUAUAAUUUCUUUGGUGGGAAAUGUGGGUAUGAUUGUAUUAAUUCGAAUCUCCCCUAAGCUUCACACUCCUAUGUAUUUUUUUCUGAGUUGUCUCUCGUUAGUUGAUGCUUGUUAUUGUUUUGUCUUUGGACCUGAAAUGCUUCUGAAUUUCUUUGAGGAGAAGGCAACUAUAUCAUUUGCUGCUUGUAUAUUACAAUACUUUGUAUUUGCAGAACUUAUUACCACUGAAGGUUUUUUCUUAGCAGUGAUGGCAUUUGAUAGGUAUAUGGCGAUUGCUAAUCCAUUACUUUACAUGGUGGUCAUGACUAAAAAAGUGUGUGCCAUUCUGGUCAUUGGAUCAUGUAUAGGAGGAAUCAUUAAUUCAUUGACCCAUACAAUUGGAUUAGUCAGAUUGUCUUACUGUGGACCAAAUGUAAUCAGCCAUUUCUUCUGUGAUGUGCCCCCACUGUUGGAGCUUUCGUGCUCUGACACUUCUGGAAAUGAAUUGUUGCUCCUGAUAUUCUCAGGUGUAAUUGCUAUAAUGACCUUCUUAACAGUGAUCAUCUCUUAUAUCUUCAUUGUUGUUGCCAUCCUCAGGAUCCGCUCAGCAGCUGGUACACGUAAAGCCUUCUCCACCUGUGCUUCCCACCUGACAGCUGUGACUUUGUUCUAUGGGUCUGUAAGCUUUAGCUACAUUCAGCCAAGUUCACAGUAUUCCAUGGAUCAAGAGAAAGUUGUUUCAGUAUUUUAUACUAUCGUAAUCCCAAUGCUUAACCCAUUGAUUUAUAGCCUAAGAAACAAGGAAGUCAAAGAUGCUGUGAAAAGGGCAAUAGAAUUGAAACCAUCUUUUUGUUAA
Molecule: messenger RNA, 939 nt
Organism: Gracilinanus agilis (Agile Gracile Mouse Opossum)
Lineage: Eukaryota; Metazoa; Chordata; Mammalia; Didelphimorphia; Didelphidae
Product: olfactory receptor 1052-like
Exons: 1
Coding region: 1-939 (312 amino acids)
Biological process (GO): sensory perception of smell; G protein-coupled receptor signaling pathway
Cellular component (GO): membrane
Molecular function (GO): G protein-coupled receptor activity; olfactory receptor activity; odorant binding
Source: RefSeq, a predicted model, not a curated record